This is a messenger RNA of Rotaria socialis, 1215 nucleotides long. NCBI's taxonomy places the organism in Eukaryota, Metazoa, Rotifera, Eurotatoria, Philodinida, Philodinidae. The record is from the annotation of a GenBank genome assembly.
AUGAGAUAUCUUCGUUCUUGCCGUUUUCUUGUGAUAUUAAUUUUCACUAUUGGCAUCAGUACAUUGAUUUAUCGUCUACAUUCAAUAAAUAGAAAUCUAAUUGUACAUUCAAAAAAUAUUCUAUCAAAUAAAAUCAAUAAACGUUUACAUUUACUUCGCCAACAAUUUAGUCAUGUUAAUUUUUCCAUGUUACUCUAUAGAUCAUCUUCAAAUCAGUCUCAAUCAAUAACAUAUCGAUGCCGAGAAUGGUGUGGCGGAUGGGGUGAUCGACUUCGUGGUAUAACAUCGACAUUUAUCUUAGCUGUACUUACUCAACGAAGAUUUUACAUUGAUAUGCCUUAUCCAUGUGAAUUAACAAAAUUUUUAAUACCAAAUCUUUAUGAUUGGCAACCAAUUGAAUAUGAUAAAUCGAAUCGCAAAACAUUAUAUAUAGAAGCUACAGUAGAUAAACAAUUAAAACAAAAAAUGUAUGAAAAAAUUUCUUCAACAAAUUUCCUUAUCGAAUGGUCACAAUUUGAUGAUAUUUCAAUCGAAACAGCUAGUGAUUAUGUAACACCUGCAUUAGCUAAUAAGUAUCUACAAAAUAUAGUUCGUUUAUUAAACAUAUCAUCUAUUGAGUCUACACAAGCUCGUUUAUUUCCACUUCUCUAUGAAAUUCUUUUUCGACCAGCAGAUCAUGUAAUGACUAUGGUUGAUCAAUUAUUAAUCAAAUUAAAUAAUAAUAAAUCAGUUAAGAAACAAUUAAUUUGUUUACAUAUACGUAUUGGCAAAAAUCCUACAAUGAUUUAUGAUGAAAUUCGUACUUAUCGUGAAACAAUGGUUGAAGAUAUGAUUCAAUUUGUUGAUAAAAAUCUAACAAUCAAUAACAAUUCAAUGAUAUUUAUAACAAGUGAUUCGAUGAAAGUAAAUCAAGAUAUUCUUGAUAGAUAUAAUACAACAAAUCAAUCAAUAUCUAUUCCUGGUCCAAUCAUUCAUAUUGAUCGUCUAUCGUCAUUGUAUUCAUCUGAUGAGCGAUGUACAGGCUUUCUUAAAGUUAUUUCAGAUUUUUACGUUCUUGGCGAAUGUGAUACAUUAAUUAUGGCUCGGAGUGGUUUUAGUGAAUGGGCAAGUCGGCGACGUUAUUUAAUAGGUCAAUUCAAUCAACUCUAUUUAUAUUGUCGAGGUAUUUAUCAAAUUACUGGACACCAAUGGAAACGACCCUAUAACAUAUGUUAA